Austrofundulus limnaeus is the source of this 2736-nucleotide messenger RNA. RefSeq names its product MOB kinase activator 2a (gene mob2a). The record is from RefSeq and is a predicted model, not a curated record. The coding region runs from base 545 to 1282 and encodes 245 amino acids. The transcript has 5 exons. NCBI's taxonomy places the organism in Eukaryota, Metazoa, Chordata, Actinopteri, Cyprinodontiformes, Rivulidae.
GGUGGAGGGACACAAAUGCGUAUAAAUAGCKCCUCGGAGAGGAACUGCGCUUGAAACGUGAGAUCCUCCCCUCCUGACCGUGGAUGGUGAGGAGGAAAAAAAAAAAAAGAAAAAAACGUUUUUUGUUUUCUUUUUCCACGAAAUGGGGGUGCAGAUGUGGCUUUUUUUCCCUGUAUUUUAAUGAGCUUUAGAYCUUACUUCAUGUCGGACUGAAGCCGGGGGAGGGGCCGCGUUAAGAGGUAAAAGAUAAAAAGGAUUAAAUUAACUUUUUUUUUUCCCCCGAGUUCCCUUUUUUUCCCCUGCAACCCUGCCCCACAACGCGAGGAGGAGGAGGGAGGGUGGAUGUUUGAGCAGCAGCCACAGAAAGACGAGAGGUGUCGGAGUGGAGAGAUCCGCAAACAGCCGCUCCGCAUUGUUCCGUCCACGCGGACCCCCGCCCCGGCGCGCGCCGCUUCGCUUCGCUUCUUCUCGUCCGAGGUGCGACCGAAAACCCGAGAAGACGCCGCCGGUUCUGCAUUUGUUGAUCCGCUUCCUGGCGCCCAGGAUGAGGUUCAAACGGAACGGCUCGUACACGUUAAACAGGAAGUCGAAGACGAAGCCGAAUGGAAAGAAGCCACCAGCGGAAGAGAAGAAGCUGUACUUGGAUCCGGAGUUCACGAAAAUCCGUGUGGUGGAUUUCGACCUGAAGGAGCUGGUGGUGCUGCCCAGGGAGAUAGACCUCAACGAAUGGCUAGCCAGCAACACGACAACGUUCUUCAACCUAAUCAACCUGCAGUACAGCACCAUUUCAGAGUUCUGCACUGGGGAAACCUGUCAGGCCAUGACCGCCUGGAACACAAUAUACUACUGGUAUGAUGAGAGGGGGAAGAAGACGAAGUGCACUGCUCCACAGUACGUCGACUUCGUGAUGAGUCUCUGUCAGAAGCUGGUCACAGAUGAGGAAAUUUUUCCUACAAAAUACGGCAAAGAGUUUCCCAACUCGUUCGAGUCCUUGGUGAAGAAGAUCUGCCGGUAUCUGUUUCACGUGCUGGCUCACCUCUACUGGGCGCACUUUAAAGAGACGGUGGCUCUGGACCUGCAGGGCCACUUGAACACUCUGUACGCACAUUUUAUCGUUUUCGUAAGGGAAUUCAACCUGAUCGACCCCAAGGAGACCUGCAUCAUGGACGACCUGUCCGAGGUCCUCUGCACCCCGGCCCCGCUGCCCGUGCCCACCCCGGCCCCCUCCACCCCGGCCUCGGCCCCCUCCCCUUCCUCACAGAACCACGUGACGGAGAGAUGAGCAGGGGCAGCGGCGAGACGGCGGCCCACCCCCCGGGAGGCGAUCGAAGAUAAGAGCGGAGAGAAGGAAAAGCAGCCUGGCUCCCCCCUUCCUUGGUGCAAAGCAGGACUUAAGAGACCUUCCCUUAGAUUUCGCUCCAACACCAAGCAGCUGGAAGGAAGACGGGGAAGGGUUUUCUGCGAGGUUUGGGGUUGGCGGGGAGGGGUUUGUCACGCCAGCGGGAAAUGGCGUGAGCGUUCCUCCCAGGGACAAAUCCCUCCCAUCUUCUCUGCAGUUUAAACUAGGAACAAAAAAAAUGUGUAUUUUUUGGUUUUAUUUUUYGUUUUGUUUUUGUUGGAAGUUUUAUUCAGUUUAUUUCAUGUUGUUUGAGGGGGUGCAGUGUGUCUGUCCACCUUCAUCCACMGAACAUAGAGAUACAGCACGGGGGAGGGGGGGCUCUGCUUUGCUUGGACCUGCUGAUGUAGUGUUGAGGUGUGGAGAAGAGGCUCCKCCUCUCCUCCAGCAGCCGGAGGCCGCCCCGGGCGCCUGGCUGCAACGCUGGCCAGCAGGGAGCCACGUCACCGCCCCACAGGGGCAACACUAGCCAAUCACUGUUUGGGUUCUUUCUGUGUGCAGCGGGGGGGCAAUUAAAGCGCUUCCUACUCAGGACCUGAGAGAAUAAGUCACUGCUGCCAGAGAGGACUUCCUCUCGCUUUCACUCUCUGUCCCGCCUCCUCCAAACUGACAAACGUUGACCAUGUUUAACCGCACUAUACUCCCAUAACCACCUAACAAAGAGUUCCCACCGCCCACCUGUAGAGGGCAGCGAACACACGGUGGACACGACAAACGGAGACAAAUUAAGAUUGUACUAGAUAUUUAAUCUCAUCAGAGAGUGGAUACUUUGAGACAGACUCGGUGCCCGUUUAAAGUAGAUCCCAGCUGCGUGCUUAUGUUAAGCGCAGCAGCAGCCCCUUAAACCAACGCCACCUCCCACCCCAGCAGCACAGAAGGACAAAGACAUGAGGUCAUGUCUGCAGGCCCCGAGGGACAGAGAUGAGACAGGAGGGGUGGGAAAACCUGGUGCUCUGCUGCUCUGCUGUAUAACAGUCACCUGUACUUCUUUCUCAAAACUAAAAACAUAGGUUUUAUUUUUUACAGGUUUUUUUUUUGUUUUGUUUUUUAAAGUUUAUCAGAGGAAAGUUAGUUUGGAAAUAAGAAUAUUGUCACAUGUAUAGAAAAUGCACAGUCUGCUUGGACCUUACUGUACAAAGAAUCACAAGCGGGUUCUGUCAGAUAUAGCCUCUGUUUAGAGGAGGAUUGAAUUUAUAAUUCUCCUUUUUUAUUUAUUUCAACUUCUUUUGCAGGGUUCCUCAGUUCUGGCUCAUUUUUAUGUAUUUUAAUUAAUAACUAAGUUAAAAGCAAUUUAAUAUUUUAAGCUCUGCGGAUUAUAAUCUAAUAAAAGAGAAAUGCCA